GAGGCGGCGGAACCAGAGCAGCUUGUGUGAGACGGCGGACCGCGAGCGAACGAAUUUAAUAACAGCGAACUGGUCGGGCAACGUUUCAUUAGUACACGAACCGUCAAUCCGAAAACAAGUGCCAUUCUUCUAAAACUUUGCGCGCGCGAGCUCGGUCGUUGUGGUCUCCAUCCGUUUGAUGUAUGUUUGAAGUUCUUGGUUCUGUUCCACAGUAUUACGUUGACCCUUUCCACUCUUUCCGGUUUGUGGGGGUUUAGAGUGCAGCAGUUAAAGUGAGUGCGUCCGUCAAGGAACCCCUAGUGGAACGUUAGUUGUAGUCCUGGUGCGUGCGGGUGUGGAUUAAGUGAAGUAUAGUUUUGCACUGUUUGAAACUUGUGUUUCUGUGCACUUAUUUUAUUUCUAGCGAAGAAUACCAUUACGAACUGUGAAAAUCGAACUGAAUUUUUAGUGAAAAAUCGACCUUAUCAGAGGAUUUCAAGAGUAUAAGUUUUCCGUUGAAGUGUUUUAUUGUCAUCGAUCAACUCCACUUGCAGAAUUUUGAAUUUUUGUCUUGGACCAGAAAAAAAGUUGAUUCCGUUUUGAAAAUUGAACGGUCACCCUUAAAACCACGCACAAGAGCAGCCGCUCGACGACAUCGAUCAGCUCGGUGAGCCGCAAGGGCAAGAGCACCAGCGUCGUCCGGAAGAAGUACAAAGAUUCGUACCACGUGAUGGGAGGCUUCGAGCAACGGCCGUGGACUCCGACCAAACGGCGGGGGCCCAUCGCGGCGGAACACCGUGGACCGGGACCGCAGUAUCUGCUGCCACAGCUGCUAGGCACACGAGUAGUCGACUCCAAGCGGGCGGCUGCACCCGCAUACAGCUUCGGUCAACGCCACAGACCCCGGACGGAGUCCUUCAGCCCCGGUCCCCUAUACAACAUCACCGGGCUCGGGUGCAAGGGCAAAGACACUCCCCCGGCCUAUUGUUUACAGAGUCGACCCAAGGAAAUCCCCAAGUACCUCACACCGGCGCCCGGCGAGUAUAACGUGGAAAAGUCGGACAAAAUGCUCGUCAAAUCAGCUCCACGGUAUACGUUCGGUGUGAAAAAGCCACCGAAGUCCACUAGUGAAACUCCAGCUCCCUGUGAUUACAAACCCGAGAAAGUAGUAUUAGAUAGCACCCCAAAGUUUUCAUUCGGAAUCAGGCCGGAAGUAAAAAUUGGUAGCGAAACGCCAGCUCCCGGUACAUACUCACCAGAAAAAGUAUUACAUGACAAAUCACCAAAGUUCAGCUUUGGCCUCAAAGUUAUUCCCGAAAGGCACGAAGAAACCCCUGCACCCGGAGCGUAUCAACCGGAACGGGCCAUUCACGCGUUAGAUAGGAAACCCGCUUUUACCUUCGGCUUGAAAACAAUCAUUGAAAAACCUAACAACACCCCGGCUCCUGGAGCCUACGAACCGGAGAAGGCCAAACUCGAUAACACCCCUUCCUACAGCUUCGGCAUCAGGCCUAACCUGGACAAACCGAACACUAAUCCCGCACCGUGUCAGUACGAGCCCGAGAAGGCCAAGAAACUCGAUCACUCACCUGCAUAUCCAUUCGGCAUGCGUAUCAAUCACGAUAAGCCUAGCAAUACGCCUGCCCCCACGGCUUACGCAGUAGAGAAAGUAAACCUAGAUCACCAACCCGCGUACAGUUUUGGCCAGCGAACGAAAACCGACAAACCGAACACCAAUCCAGCCCCGGGAGCGUAUGCACCGGAAAAGGUCAACCAGGACGGGGCGCCGAAGUACAGCUUCGGCAUACGACCGACAAUCGACAAAGUGGACUCCGUCCCUGCACCGGGGGCGUAUUCUCCCGAAAAGGCCAAAUUAGAUUGCACUCCGGCGUACAGCUUUGGAGCGCGAAUCACCCACGAGAAACCAAGUGCCAUUCCCGGACCGGGGGCGUACGACGCCGACAAGGUGUUGGACAAGAACGCACCGUCCUACAGUUUUGGAGCCAGGACCAAUGUGGACAAGAAGAGCGACAUUCCUGGUCCGGGAGCUUACGAUUCAGAUAAGGUAGUAGAUAAGACGCCAGCGUAUAGUUUUGGAUUAAGAACGAAUGUUGAGAAGCCAAGUGUUGUUCCGGGACCUGGAGCUUACGAUUCCGACAAGGUGGUAGAUAAAAGUACGCCGGCGUACAGUUUCGGUCUCAGGACAAAUGUUGGAAAGCAUGACAAUAUACCAGGUCCCGGAGCAUACGAUUCCGAUAAGGUAGAUAAGACCACACCCGCUUAUAGUUUUGGAGUUAAGACGAAUCUUGAAAAGCCUAAUAAAAUCCCUGGUCCGGGAGCUUACGAUUCUGACAAAGUAGACAGUGGAGCCCCUUCAUAUAGCUUCGGUGUGAAAACGAGUCUCCAAAAGCCAAACAACGUUCCGGGUCCCGGAGCUUACGACUCGGAUAAGGUCGAUAAGGGUACUCCGGCGUAUAGCUUUGGAAUCAAAACCAAUGUUGCGAAACCUAAUACGAUUCCUGGGCCUGGAGCUUACGAUUCUGACAAAGUUGAUAACAGUACCCCCGCGUACAGCUUCGGAGUUAAACCAAAUCUCGACAAACCAAACACUCUUCCAGGACCUGGAGCGUACGAUGCGGAUAAAGUUUUAGACAAAAGCACUCCAGCUUACAGUUUCGGCGUGAAGACCAAUGUAGAAAAACCUAACAUUGUACCUGGUCCAGGAGCUUACGAUGCUGACAAGGUAAUUGAUAAAUCCACCCCAGCCUACAGUUUUGGGCUCAAAACGAACGUGGAUAAGAAAGACACCAUCCCAGGACCGGGAACCUACAACAACGAUAAAGUUGUAGACAAGGUCACCCCUGCGUACUCCUUCGGAGUGAAAACCAAUACAAACAAGGUUAACAAUACUCCAGCACCUGGAUCAUACUCUCCGGAAAAAUGUAAACUCGACAAUACUCCUCAAUACAGCUUUGGAGUGAAAACCAACGUGGAAAAGAAGGACACAAUCCCGGGCCCUGGAGCGUACAAACCUGAAUCCGUCAAUCCAGACACCACUCCCGCGUAUACCUUCGGAGUCCGCCCGAACAUCGAUAAGAUCCAACCGACCCCAGCCCCUGGUAGCUAUUCCCCCGAGAAGCACAAAAUCCACAAUCCAGCCUUUACCUUCGGAGUUCGACCCAACAUCGAUAAAAUCCAGCCUACCCCAGCACCUGGAGCGUACAAUACGGAAACGGUUAAACUGGACAGCACCCCGGCGUACACGUUUGGCGUGAGGCCCAAUUUGGACAAAAUCCAGCAAACUCCGGCUCCCGGGGCCUACGAAGUCGAGAAGGUCAAGCUCGACCAUGGUCCGGCCUAUCAGUUUGGUAUCAAGGUGAAUCGGGAAAAGGUGAACGAUGUGCCAGCUCCUGGAACGUACAAUCCCGACAAACUGAAGUUGGAGCAUGCCCCCGCGUACACAUUCGGUAUUAAGCACAAAGGCGAAAAGCUGAAAGAUACUCCAGCUCCCUCGGCUUACCAGCCGGAAAAGUGCAAACUGGACCUUGCCCCAGCAUUCACGUUCGGCGUGAAGGUAAAUUGUGAAAAGUUCACUGAAAAUCCAGCUACAAUGAUGAGCAAUGGCAUGAACGGCGGCACCACCACCUCCACAUCCACCUCAGCUGUUGCCACCAACAAUGUCACCGCAACCACUGCAACAACUGCUGUCCAGGAAAAUGGUGGCACAAUCGUUGCACUGCAACAAUCAAGCAGCAAAAACAGUAGUGUACAGCAACAACAGCAGCAACAGAGCACCCAACAACAACAUCAGUCGCAACAGCGCGUUGUGAGCAAUGGGGGUGCCAUCACGACCACCACCACCACAACCAGCGGCAGCAUGAAGAUGACCCGGCAAAGGAAAACCGUAUGCGAAGAGCACGUGACUUCGACGAGCGCCACAAGCACUAAUGGGGGCACAGUGGUCACCAACGAAAGUCUGGUUCCCAACUGCAUCGCUGGGGUCAAAUCGCUGCAGAACGUGCAACAUCAGCGAAUGGUUUGCACCGGACAUUUCCGAGCUUGAGAUGUGAUAGGGUGUUUUUUGAAUGUGGUGUUUUUGUUUUGGAUAGAAUUUUGCAUGCGUUUUUUUUUUGUGAGAGUGAAUUGUUUUUUGAAUACUUUGUUAAAUGUUUGAUAGCUUCCUAGAUGUAGCUUGUCUGAAAUGGCUUAUUAUCCGUUGUUUUGUACAUGUUGAGCACAGUUUUCAAUUAGAAUUACAAGUAGCAUUUAGAUCGUAGUUUUUGUGCUGUUGAUUUCAUCGCCGAGUCAAGUCCAUAUUUUAAGCCCCGAAUGAGUACCAUAUCCCAGACGUGCUCGGUUCAAGCAAAGAAGGCCCGAUCCGAUCGGCACCGGCCUACACAAUCACGGGCCGCUCGAAACCGCGACUUCCACAGUGCAUCACUUUCCCUGGGCCCGGUC
Aedes albopictus (Asian tiger mosquito) is the source of this 4437-nucleotide messenger RNA. RefSeq lists its product as uncharacterized. Bases 710 to 4042 code for a protein of 1110 amino acids. The transcript is spliced from 11 exons. Lineage: Eukaryota; Metazoa; Arthropoda; Insecta; Diptera; Culicidae. The record is from RefSeq and is a predicted model, not a curated record. Gene Ontology annotation, cellular component: cytoskeleton.